Molecule: messenger RNA, 2785 nt
Organism: Talpa occidentalis (Iberian mole)
Lineage: Eukaryota; Metazoa; Chordata; Mammalia; Eulipotyphla; Talpidae
Gene: RAB11FIP3
Product: RAB11 family interacting protein 3
Exons: 15
Coding region: 321-1796 (491 amino acids)
Biological process (GO): regulation of cytokinesis; endocytic recycling
Cellular component (GO): endocytic vesicle; midbody; recycling endosome membrane
Source: RefSeq, a predicted model, not a curated record
ACGGCCCCCGCCUGCGCGCCGUGUUCGAGGCCCUGGACGGCGACGGGGACGGCCUGGUGCGCACCGCGGACUUCGUGCAGUUCGCCACGGUCUACGGCGCCGAGCAGGUGAAGGAUUUAACGAGGUACCUGGAUCCCGGCGGGCUUGGUGUGAUCAGCUUUGAAGACUUCUACCGGGGCAUCUCGGCCAUCAGAAAUGGAGACCCCGAAGGCCAGCUGUGCGGGGUCCCCCCAGCCCAAGAGGAGGAGCCCCCCACCUGCCCAGACGAGUUUGAUGACUUCAUCACCUACGAGGCCACCGAGGUCACGGACAGCGCGUACAUGGGCUCUGAGGGCACCUUCAGCGAGUGCGAGACCUUCACAGAUGAGGACACCAGCGCCCUGGCGCAGCCCGAGCUGCAGCCCGAGGGUGACGCCGACAGUGCUGGCGGCUCGGCCGUGGCCUCCGAGGGCCUGGACACCGUGGAGGAGCUGGGCCAGGGCGCUCUGCUGCUGCUCCCUGGCAGGCCCCACCUGCACGGCCAGGCCGGCCUCGUGGCUGUGGGCGGCGAGGAGCACUUCGAGGACUUCGGGGAGGGCGGCGAGGCGGAGCCGUGCGUGGAAGUCCUCUGCGACGGGGAGCAGGCCAGCAGAGACCCCGUGCUCCGCACCCCCGGCGCCGCCCCGCUGGCUGCCAAGCUGCACAGCAUCCUCACGGACGAGGCUUUUGAGUUUUACUGCAGCCAGUGCCACAGACAGAUCACCCGCCUGGAGGACCUCUCUGCACGCCUGAACGACCUCGAGAUGAACAGCCCGACCAAGCGGCUCUCCAGCAAGAAGGUGGCGAGGCACCUGCUCCAGUCUGGUACGAUGGCCGGGGAGGUCCUUCAGGACCCUCCGCUGGACGCCAUGGAGGGCACAGAGGAAGACAUCGCUGACAAGGUGGUCUUCCUGGAGAAGCGGGUGUCGGAGCUGGAGAAGGACACGGUGGCCAGCGGCGAGCAGCACAGCCGGCUGCGGCAGGAGAACCUGCAGCUGGUGCACAGGGCCAACGCGCUGGAGGAGCAGCUCAAGGAGCAGGAGCUGCGGGCCUGUGAGGCGGCCCUGGAGGGCACACGGCGGCAGAAGGAGCUGCUGUGCCGCAUGGAGCGGGAGAAGAGCAUUGAGAUCGAGAACCUGCAGGCCAGGCUGCAGCAGCUGGACGAGGAGAACAGCGAGCUGAGGUCCUGCACGCCCUGCCUGAAGGCCAGCAUCCAGCGGCUGGAGGAGGAGAAGCAGAAGCUGCUGGACGAGAUCGAGGAGCUGUCGCUGCGGCUCGGUGAGGAGCAGGCGACCAAGCGGCGGCUGGGGGACCGGCUGAGCCAGGAGCGGCACCAGUUCCAGCGGGACAAGGAGGCCACGCAGGAGCUCAUCGAGGACCUGCGCCGGCAGCUGGAGCAUCUGCAGCUCUUCAAGCUGGAGGCGGAGCAGCGGCGCGGCCGGAGCAGCAGCGCGGGCCUGCAGGAGUACCAGAGCCGCGCGCGCGAGGGCGAGCUGGAGCUGGAGGUCCGCCGGCUGAAGCAGGACAACCGCAGCCUGAAGGAGCAGAACGACGAGCUCAACGGGCAGAUCAUCAACCUGAGCAUCCAGGGCGCCAAGAACCUCUUCAGCGCCUCCUUCUCCGAGUCGUUGGCCGCAGAGAUCAGCUCCGUGUCCCGCGACGAGCUCAUGGACGCCAUCCAGAAGCAGGAGGAGAUCAACCUGCGCCUGCAAGACUACAUCGACAGGAUUGUCGUGGCCAUCAUGGAGACCAACCCGUCCAUCCUGGAGGUCAAGUAGCGGGAGCCCUGCACUGGGCCUGCUCUCCCUGGCCGGACCCCCGUAGGUGGGGCCGCCCCCGGGCUGCUCCUGGCCUCACCCCGGGAGUGGGCUCCAAGGUUCCACUGGGCGGUGAGGGACUGGACAGCUGCCUGCUCCGUGGCUGCUCAGGCUGCAGUGAGCCCCAGUGGGCUGUGCAAGGCACCCCAAGCUGGCGCCAGGCCGGCAGGGGUCCACAUGCUCCGGGAUCUAUCUGGGGGCUGCAGCCCCUGCCCCCGCUUUCCUAGAGCUUCACAUGCAGCGCCGUGCCCAGCCCUGGGGUGCUCAGGCCACCCCCAGCCAGGCCCAGGCCUCCAGGCACAUGGUUGUCCCGCACUGACCCUUGCUGCAGUGGCCGCUGGGGGCGCCGAGCCACAGCCUCUGCUCUACGCUCAGGGCCAGUCUAACCUGCGGCCCCGCUAUCUGGAGCCGCCAGCACCCCUGAUUUCUCGGUGCAGGCAGGGCCUUGGGGAGGCCUCUCCCGGUGCAGUCUCCCCAGCCAGAGUCUAGGCGUCAGAAGCGCUGCCCCAGGGGCCGCCUCAGCUGCUCACAGCCAGGUGUGUCCCUCCCGAAGCCCGUGCCCCACCCUCACUGCCCAGGGCAACACGGCCUGGGGCUGUUGGGCCUCCUGGUUGAGCACUGGCCAGGCAGCCCUCCGCACCUGCACGCCGGCCACGCACAGGCCAGCCGCGGAGCACGAGUGGACACGAGUGGACAUGCAUGGCCCGCGCUCACUGCACUGACGGGGGCGUUGCCCACAGCUGUACCUUCGGGGAAGCUUUGGGUGUAAAUCAGUUGUAAACUUGGAGGAGAGAUUUUUCUAUCAUGUAGAGUAGGUAUUUUUUAUAGAUUGAAGGUCGAUCAAUUUUUUAAUACUUCCGAGAGAGAAAACUAUCUGUGUACGCACACGAAAAAUAUAUAUAUAUGUACGUUACCCACCUGGGCUCCGCUUCCUGCGCCUGCCGGCAUUC